Molecule: messenger RNA, 1851 nt
Organism: Henningerozyma blattae CBS 6284
Lineage: Eukaryota; Fungi; Ascomycota; Saccharomycetes; Saccharomycetales; Saccharomycetaceae
Gene: SCW11
Product: putative glucan endo-1,3-beta-D-glucosidase
Exons: 1
Coding region: 1-1851 (616 amino acids)
Biological process (GO): carbohydrate metabolic process; cell wall organization
Cellular component (GO): fungal-type cell wall; cell surface; extracellular region
Molecular function (GO): glucan endo-1,3-beta-D-glucosidase activity; 1,3-beta-glucanosyltransferase activity
Source: RefSeq, a predicted model, not a curated record
AUGCAAUAUUAUUUACUAAUUGCUUUAUUGUUUACUUUGACAAAUGCUCUUCCAUUACCAAUUUUUCAAAAGAGAAAAUAUGUCACAAGAAUGCACACCGCUAGCACAAGUACUUUUACCGAUGUUUAUUCAACAACUACUGAAAUAGUGGUUGCACCAACAGUGGAAUUCAUUAUUAGUGAUGAUUUAACUUUCACAACUACUUUAUAUCCUUCAGGAGUCGAUACUAAUGUUGAACCAACUACCACAUUGACAUCUUAUAUUAUUAAACAAGUUUCAGGUCACGCUCAUAGCAGUAAUGCUCCAGCUACCUCUCAAGUUCAAACAGUGUCGACUACUGUUAUUGAAAAUACUCCAACUACCUCUGCUGCUCCAUCUCCCUCCACGCCGAAUACUCUAACUCAGCAAACUUCUACUCAGCAAACCUCUACUCAGCAAACCUCUACUCAGCAAACCUCUACUCAGCAAACUUCUACUCAGCAAACUUCUACUCAGCAAACUUCUACUCAGCAAACUUCUACUCAGCAAACUUCUACUCAGCAAACUUCAUCUGUUGUUGAUAAACAAAUUUCUAAAGUUGCUUCAUCUACUCCACAAACUUCAACUUCGCAAACUUCAGAGGAGCAAACCUUCAUUCAACUUACCUCGACUCAGCAAACCUCGACUCAGCAAACCUCGACUCAGCAAACUUCAGAACAACAAGCCUCAACUCAACAAACUUCAGAACAACAAGCCUCAACUCAACAAACUUCAGAACAACAAACCUCAACUCAACAAACUUCAGAACAACAAACCUCAACUCAACAAACUUCAGAACAACAAACCUCAACUCAACAAACUUCGGAACAACAAACCUUUAUUCAACUUACCUCCACUCAAAAAACCUCCACUCAGCAAACUUCUACCCAACAAACUUCGACGCAGCAAACCUCCACUCAGCAAACUUCUACUCAGCAAACUUCUACUCAACAAACAUCAUCUCAACAAGCUCCUUCCCUAGCUCCUUCCUCUGCUGUUGACAAGCAAGUUUCUACAGCUGCUUCAGCUGCUAUUUCUUCUCUCCCAACUGCUUUAACAUAUUCUCCAUAUAACAAUGAUGGUACUUGUAAAGAUGGUAAUACAGUUCAAAGUGAUUUACAAUUGAUCAAAUCUAAAGGUGUCUCUAAGAUCCGUGUCUAUGGUGUUGAUUGUAAUUCAUUAGAAACUGUUAAUCCAGUUGCUGCUAAGUUGGGCAUUACAAUUAACCAAGGAUUAUGGAUUAGUGGUAGUGGUGUUGAUUCUAUUGAUUCUGGUGUUCAAAGUUUAAUUUCUUAUGGUCAAACAAAUGGCUGGGGUGUAUUUCAAUUUAUUACUAUUGGUAAUGAAGCUGUCCUGUCUGGUUUUUGUUCAGUUAAUGAUCUAAUAAAUAAGAUUUCUUCUGUUAAACAACAGUUAAGAAAUGCAGGCUAUAAUGGUCUGGUUACUACCAGUGAACCACCAGUUACUUUUGAAAACAAUCCCUCUCUAUGUACUUCAAGUGAUAUUGAUUUUGUUGGGAUUAACGUCCAUUCAUAUUUUGAUGUUAACUCCCAAGCAUCAACUGCUGGUUCAUUCCUUAAAGGUCAAGUUGCAAUUACACAAAAUGUAUGUGGAUCAAAAAAUGUGGUUGUUACUGAAACUGGGUAUCCAUCAGCAGGUAUUCAAAAUGGUGGAAAUAUUCCAAGUAAACAAAAUCAAAUCAUUGCAGUUAACAGUAUUUUAAGUGAUUAUUCGACUGAUGUUACAAUUUUAUCAACUUUUGAUGAUUUAUGGAAAUCUCCUGGUCCUUAUGGUAUUGAACAAUCUUUUGGUAUUAUUUAUGAUUUAGCUUAG